Messenger RNA from Penaeus indicus, 2198 nucleotides. Its product is annotated as venom protease-like. The coding region runs from base 365 to 1672 and encodes 435 amino acids. Gene Ontology annotation, molecular function: serine-type endopeptidase activity. The transcript has 12 exons. Gene Ontology annotation, biological process: proteolysis. The record is from RefSeq and is a predicted model, not a curated record. NCBI's taxonomy places the organism in Eukaryota, Metazoa, Arthropoda, Malacostraca, Decapoda, Penaeidae.
UCCGCUUACCUAAGGCAAUUUGUUGCAUUUUAGGAAGCCAUUAUCACAAUCAAUUUACUAAAGACCUAAUCUCGCUCCAGUUCCUUCUUUCCAUCGAAGCGAGAAAUAGCGUCAUAAAAGAAAAAAAAGAAAAAUAAGACUAAACAGCAAAAAGCGUCCGGUGGGUAUAUAUAAGACAGCCAGCGGGAGGGGCGUUCAAGUCUCCCUGUCCGCGCGGUGUCGACAGGACCGUGGAAAUAUUGCAAACUUUGCAUAAGAACAACAGCUACAAAUUCCGGCAGUUGAGGAGGCAAGUUACCGGCAGCACUUGUGGCCUGCAUUGGUUGCGAAAGAUUUCCAACCACAAGGUCUUUUCCCCUGCAGGAUGAGGAGCGUGUUUCCCGCGUGCCUGGUGUUGUGGGCGGCGCUCACUGGGCUGGCGGCCGGCGAUGCAGACUCGGAUAGAGUGAAGCGGCAAGUUUUCCGACCUCAGCAGGGAGGCGUUGGUCGACCACAGUCCUUCAGGGUGUCGGGCCCCCAGAGGUUCGAAAAAGACCCGAUCACAGGGCAGUUCGUCCCCGUGGGCGACAGAGACGGCCUCACAGGGACAGGGAUUUCAGGGUUGAACCAGCUGCCGUGGCUGGGCCAGGUGGUCGGCCCCAACCUCACCCUCGCCCUCAGCACUGCCAGCCCCAACGUGGCCAGCUUUGCCAGGAGCACCAACUUCCAGAUCGCGCGAGACCAGCCUGACCUCAUGUACCAGGAAUGUCGGACCCCAGACAACCAGUACGGCCGCUGCAGACACUUGGUAUACUGCAUGUUACCGGAGUUCACCAGUUACCAGGCGUUCUUGCCUUACGGGUGUCCUAUUCAGGGCAGAUACGUGGGUGCGUGCUGCCCCCGCCCGGGACCCGCCGUCGCCCCGGGGUUCCCUCCCGUCCCCGGCCAGACCACCAACUUCAAUGCCUGCGGAGUAAGGACCGACACCCGCAUCGUGGGCGGGGUGGCCGCACAGAAAGCGGAGUUCCCUUGGGUGGUGGCAGUGAUGCGGACGGACGCCAAUCCUAACCAGUACUGCGGCGGCGCUCUCAUUUCCAACAGACACGUUCUCACGGCCGCUCAUUGCCUCUCCGGGUUCGACUGGAGCACCAUUUGGGUUCGCGUGGGCGAGUUCGACUUCCGUCGAAAUGACGACACCCCGCACAGAGACGUCCGAAUCGCGGACUUCCGUCUCCAUAGCAACUUUAACAGCCGGACCUUCGAGAACGACAUCGCCCUGCUGAUCCUCGAACAGCCAGUCGAAUUCAACAACCACGUGCGCAGGAUCUGUCUUCCUCCUGCCGGGGAUUCCUUCAUCAACACGCGUGCGACCGUCACGGGCUGGGGCGCGCUGGCCUAUCAGGGUCCCGUAUCACCUGUGCUGAAUAAGGUCGAGCUGCCCAUCUGGGACAACGAGCGCUGUGACGCAGCCUACGACCAGCCGAUCCGGUCGACCAUGCUGUGCGCAGGACUUCCUGAGGGCGGCCAGGACUCGUGUCAGGACGAUAGCGGAGGCCCUCUUAUGGUGCAACAUAAUAAUGAGUGGACCGUGGUUGGGAUUGUGUCCUUCGGAACGCGCUGCGCCGAGCCCGGGAAGCCAGGCGUCUACACGCGGGUCAACAGCUUCCUCGACUGGAUCAGGAGCAACGCUUAAGGUGCGGGGGGAGAGGAGGCGGCUGGAGGUGGCGACGGAGAAGAGCACGAAAGAGGAAGAGGGGAUUGCAGAAGAAAAGGAUGUAAAUUGGAUGAAAAGGGAAGAAGAAAACGUGGAUUAACCAUUGGUACAACUAUAUUAUACAAGGGAAUGGAAAGAAAGGAAUAAGGAGGAAGGGCACAUGGAGGGAUGAUGAAAGUAGAACGAAGAAGGGAAAUGUAAAUUACCAGACGAGCAGAUGUAAAAUUAAUUUAAUAACAUCCCCUAAAUUUAGGAAAAAAUAGCGAGGCUGACAAAAUUUCCUCAUUUUCAGAUAGUUGAAAAAAUGCGCCAAGUGCUCUGUAUACGCAUGCUUUAGAAAUGGCAUUAGAGUAACCAAAAGAGUUGAAAUGUGUUCGAUGUCUUUAUCAAGUAGUUAUCUCAUACAGUGUACAUAUACAUUUUGCUAUAAAUGUUUUCUGUAAGUGAAGUGACUACAUUAACGCCUCUCAUUCAAGUGAACACAAUAAACGGAGAAGGGAACAAA